UUCCAAACAAUCCCUAAUUGGUGCCUUAAAGAACAAAAACGAAAAACAGGUGCGAGAGAAAAUCUGGGAAUCUAAUAUUCAUUUCGAAGCUUCGAAUUUUCCCAUCCGAAAUUCCGAUCGGAGAGUUGAAAUCUGACUGCGAGAGAUCACCCAUGUUGCUGGCUGUGCUGAUCGCCAACUCCGUCGGCAACAUUCUCGUUGAACGGUUUCAUGGAGUUCCGGCAGAGGAGCGAUUGCAUUGGCGAUCAUUUUUAGUGAAGCUGGGAGCUGAUAAUCUCAAAGGUGCGAAAAAUGAAGAGCUAUUUGUUGCUUCACACAAGUCUGUAUAUAUUGUUUACACUGCUCUUGGCGAUGUUGCAGUUUAUGUUGUUGGGAAGGACGAAUAUGAUGAAUUGGCUUUGGCAGAAGUGAUCUUUGUAAUAACAUCAGCGAUAAAGGAUGCCUGUGGGAAAGCUCCAACUGAGCGCUUGUUUCUCGACAAAUAUGGAAAGAUUUGUUUGUGUCUUGAUGAAAUUGUCUGGACGGGCAUCUUGGAAAACACGGAGAAAGACAGGAUCAAGAGGCUGAUAAGGUUAAAACCUCCCAAUGAGUUUUGAUCAAUGAAACGGAUGCACACUAUCUUGUUGGUUGCUGCUUUCAACUAUUUUACUCAACUUAUGCCAAAGAAUUGUUUCAAGCACUGUGGAAUUUCCAUCGUGAUCGAUAAGUUUACUUUACUUACCUAUUCUAUUUGGCUCUCAUACCUGAACUUUAUCGGACCCAUUCAGUUUGUAAGUUAGAACUUGAAGAUGUGUAAAGAAUUGAAGAUUUGAUCAAGAUUUUGAUACUGGGAACAAACUAGUUUAUUGAGUGAUUUUGAAAUAGUUAAAAUCACUUUUGUUAUAUUUAAAUAUACGUUUUUAAUCCCUCAAAAUUAGUUUAGGGUUUGAUUAGCCACACAUGCCCUACAUUCGUAUAUUGCAGUGGAAUCGUGGAGUAAAUUUGUAGUAUUCUAUCAAUUUGCUUCACAACUAACUGUGGUUGGAUAAGAUGGUUGAUGCGUAUGAGCUCAUCCGUCCUAGUGGCCCUUUGAACAUUAGUAAUACGACUUUGAAGGAGAUGAGUUCUAAUUA
Molecule: messenger RNA, 1112 nt
Organism: Cucumis sativus (cucumber)
Lineage: Eukaryota; Viridiplantae; Streptophyta; Magnoliopsida; Cucurbitales; Cucurbitaceae
Product: TSET complex member tstD
Exons: 5
Coding region: 153-596 (147 amino acids)
Biological process (GO): intracellular protein transport; intra-Golgi vesicle-mediated transport; retrograde vesicle-mediated transport, Golgi to endoplasmic reticulum
Cellular component (GO): COPI vesicle coat
Source: RefSeq, a predicted model, not a curated record